Messenger RNA from Paecilomyces variotii, 1644 nucleotides. Its product is annotated as putative NAD dependent epimerase/dehydratase. NCBI's taxonomy places the organism in Eukaryota, Fungi, Ascomycota, Eurotiomycetes, Eurotiales, Thermoascaceae. The transcript is spliced from 3 exons. Gene Ontology annotation, molecular function: 3-beta-hydroxy-Delta5-steroid dehydrogenase (NAD+) activity. The coding region runs from base 261 to 1307 and encodes 348 amino acids. The record is from RefSeq and is a predicted model, not a curated record. Gene Ontology annotation, biological process: steroid biosynthetic process.
AGAUCUUCCUUUCCUUGCUUCUGUAGCAACAACUAUUGUCACGGCUAUGUCGCAACUCUAAACCUUUACAGUCCAGGGUGGUGUCUCGAGUCGGGUUCAAUCUCAAACGCAAGACAGGUCACGAGCUCCCGCGAUCGCCGGUCCCGUUAAGUACAUCCCUGCUGGCCAAAACUGAACGGAUAGGAGAAUGCCUUGUCAAGAACAUCGCUAAACUGCUAGUACAUACGUAUCAUUGCUUCUUGUUUUCAUAGAAGAGCAGAAUGAUCCUCAACAAGGUCCUGAUCACUGGCGGCACCGGUUUUGUUGGUUCCGCAACAGCCAGAGCUUUGGCUGAAAAGCACCCGGAGUGUGCUAUCACGAUCGUCGAUAUAAGACCGCCCGAUUCUACACAUGAAUUGCCAACUAACAUCACAUUCAUCAAAGCUGAUGUGACGGCUCGACGUGAGAUCGAAGAGGUUGUCCUGAAAACUAAGCCAGUUGUUGUCAUUCAUACAGCAGGAAUAGUUCCCGUGCUCGGAGAAAGGUAUGGCAGAAAGCUAAAGGACUUGGUCUGGAAGAUCAACGUGGAAGGUACAGACAAUGUACUUCACUCAGCAAAACAAGCAGGAGUCGAGGCCUUUGUUUAUACCAGCAGUUGUUGUGCAAUCACGGAUGAUAUGAGCGUGCCCUAUUGUAAUAUUGAUGAACGCUGGCCAACGUCGCGGUCGUCACUCAUAUACGGAGAGUCCAAGGCAGCUGCAGAAGCCAUUGUCCUCCAAGCAUCCGAUUCCACGUUCUCAGUCUGCGCUCUCCGGCCGUCGGUGCUCUGUGGACCAGGGGAUUACCAAUUGGUCCCAGCCAUUCAUGCAUGUAUCGAGAAAUGGGAGACACCCUUCAUCAUUGGCGAUGGCCUUAAUCUUUGGGACGUGACAUACGUAACGAAUGUUGCAGAUGCCCACGUAUUGGCGGCCGAGAACCUGACUUCCUCAAAGACCGCUGCUGGCGAGGCAUUCUUCAUUCAAAACAAUGAACCCAUCACGUUCCGCGACUUCUGUUUGGCGAUAUGGGCGCAUUUUGGGCACAUCCCGCAAUUUCAGGUUCAUAUUCCAGCAAGCCUAGCUUGGGCUGCAGGGCUCUUUUCAGAGUGUUUUACGUGGAUGUCUGGGGCAACAACAACGCUCAGCAGGGGUAGCGUUAGAGAUGCUUGCUCCACCCGAUAUGCCAACGGAGAAAAAGCAAGAAAAGUUCUUGGUUACGAGGCCCGUGUUGGGAUCGAGGAUGCCAUCCGUCUCAGCUGUGAGGAUUACGCUCGUCGCUUGAGAGGUUGACCGGUCUAACCGCCCGACGCGAGGGAGGCGAAACGCCAAUUGAAGGCUGUAGGUAAAAGAUCAACGCCUAUAUUGGACAAUUAUCUUCCAGGAACUCGUCUCAACGAAUGAAUGAGACCACUGCGCCAAUAUCGUCAUCUAGUUAUUGUUAAUGCUAAGCCUCAUCCCUUCACCACCGAGGAAUCAACAGCCUCACCAUGUCAGCAAUACCCACGAGGAAACCAUCCCUAUCUUGAUUUCGUACCCAGGCUGUUGUGUCCACCCGUCCUGCCACUCUCCCAAGCUGUCUCUAGAAUGACAGUUUGGCUAAUUGUCCGGGGCCUUGCAUAGCGUCCAU